AAGGUGACACUGAGUAUGAAGCUACACAGUGUUUGCUUUAGCCUGCAGACAGAUUGAAGACAGGCAGCUGCCCACCUCUCCCAUGGCGGAGCUCUGAAGAAUUAUCACUACUUCACAGAGCAGACAUGACAUCAGGCUCUUGGGACAGAGACAGUAACAUAAGGGCAGCAUUGAAGCGAUUGCAACACAAAGGACAUACAUGAAGGACUUAAAGCAUGGCCCAGAGUCCUCAAAGCAAGGACUGCAUGAUCCAAACAUGGAGCUACAGGCAGCACGUAUGACUUGGACAGCAAGAGCUCCCAGCAGAGCUCCGUGCAUGGGCAGCAAGCGCACCACGAGCACAGGGGACAUCUCUGCUGCUCGCAGAAACCCACAUCCCUUCUAAUAGACCAACGAUGCAGAAAAACCAAGUAGCUGCGUGAGCAAGAGAGCAUGGCUGAGCGUGGCAGAAAGGAGACGAUGUCUCUUUAAAUGUGACUAGAGUGUUGUCAAUGGAUCUGCCACGGUAGAGGAGUUAAUCCCCCCCCAGCCCCUCUCAGCCACUGUGAUGGGAUAAUUAGAUGCGAGGGCUCAGCGCAGAUGAUGCUCCAGUUGCUUAGCAACUAAUGGUUUCCACAGCAACGGCAAAGCACAGCCUUCGGAGCAGUAAGUGAGCAGUGCAGCAGGGCAGGGAAGGAUGCCUUAAACUCCUGCACUGAUCCUCUCCUCCAGAAUCACUCCGAGGCCUUGAGGUCCUGCUGCCCUCGGCACCCAAAGGUACCUUUGGCACCCAAAGAAAAUGGACUUGAGUUUCCAAAACAAGGCAUUUUGGGAAAGCCUGCACUUACAACAUGGCCUUGAGGACUGGGACAUGGCAGAGGAGCUGAAACUCACCAGCACUGAAGAAAUCCGGCAAGGUCAGGGUGCUCAGCCCCAUCUGUGGAUGUGGGUAAACCCCAGCCUGGCCUGUCCCCUCCCUGGGAGCCCUGGAUCAGACCCAGCCACAUCCAAAAGCCUCGUGUCCUCAGUUGCUGGUGCCACAGGAAGCUCCUCUCUGAACACAUCGUGGGACAACUCCUGCUCCGACUUGAACUGCUCCAAGGAGGAUGUGCUGUCACCCUCCAGUAAGGCUAGAAAGCUUACUGCGGAUGAAGCUGCUUCAUGUGUGGACAUCCCAGUUCCUCAGGAGAUGCUGAAAAGUCCUGAAGUCAGGAUGAUGCUGGUGCCUUGGAAAUCCACAGUCCUCAGUCCUCAGAGCAUGAAGCUCAAGUGCCCCAGGCAGAUGAGUGCCAAAAUUGAGGGGGGCUGGCCCCGUCCCCCCCUUAAUUACUGCACCCUCAUCAGCAUCGCCCUGUGCAACAGUGCGGGUGGCAGUCUAACUGUACAGCAGAUCUACCAGUUCACACGGCAGCACUUCCCAUUUUUUCAGACAGCCCCAAAGGGCUGGAAAAGCAUGAUCCGGCACAAGCUGUGCUUCAGCAGCUGCUUCGAGAAAAGUACCAGCUCCACGUGCGCCAAAGGAAACCACAGGUCCUGCCUGUGGAAACUGACUCCAGGAGGAUGCAGAAAGUUUCAGGAGGAAGCACAGGCCCUGACUAAAGAGGCGCUCGACUUGGUGUGCCAAAGCAUGAGCAACCCGGGUACGAUUCCAAGGGCAGGAGCCCUGCAAACAGCAGGGCACAUCAGGUUUUAUGAGGUUCCUGCAGCAGGAGAGCACCCAAGCACUAUGCAGCCCCCAGCACUGGGGGACACUGCUCUGGGAGGUGACAUCAGAAACUUGGAGAUCCCUGCAGAGAUGCUCCGCAAGCAGGGCUCGGUCAUCGGGCUGGCCAAGAGCCCAACACAGCAAGACAAAGCCAACCAGGCUGCUUUCAAACACAGAGCUGUCAUCUCAGUCCCUGCAAUAGCUGGCAGUUUAAUAUGGGACAGGACUGUGGCUGCAGCAUCAGUGCCUGAGCAGUUGUUUUGGCCCAAGUACCUAUCCCAACUUCUCACUUUCUCUUUUGCAGAUCUGAUGAGCUCUCUGUUUGGGCUAUGAUUCCUUCUGGCUCCCUGCUUCUGAAA
Molecule: messenger RNA, 2043 nt
Organism: Pezoporus flaviventris
Lineage: Eukaryota; Metazoa; Chordata; Aves; Psittaciformes; Psittacidae
Gene: FOXR1
Product: forkhead box R1
Exons: 5
Coding region: 779-2017 (412 amino acids)
Biological process (GO): regulation of DNA-templated transcription
Cellular component (GO): nucleus
Molecular function (GO): sequence-specific double-stranded DNA binding; DNA-binding transcription factor activity
Source: RefSeq, a predicted model, not a curated record